Rhinolophus ferrumequinum (greater horseshoe bat) is the source of this 5311-nucleotide messenger RNA. RefSeq names its product transmembrane protein 132D-like. Bases 23 to 2152 code for a protein of 709 amino acids. Lineage: Eukaryota; Metazoa; Chordata; Mammalia; Chiroptera; Rhinolophidae. The transcript has 6 exons. The record is from RefSeq and is a predicted model, not a curated record.
CAGCGGUGUCUCCGAUGAGGUCAUGCAGAUCGACGUGGAAAUCCAAGAGCCCAGCGACCCGCCCGCCACCCAGCUGGUCACGUGGCAGGUGGAAUACCCGGGAGGUGUGGUAUCGGACUUGGGCGUCUCCAAGAUCUACGUGAGCCAGAAGGACCUGAUCGGCGUCAUACCACUGGCCAUGGAGGCGGAGCUCCUGAACACCGCCAUCCUUACCGGGGAGACGGUGGCCGUGCCGGUGAAGGUGGUCUCUGUGGAGGAGGAUGGCACCGUGACACACCUGCUCACCUCUGUGCAGUGCCGCUCGUCCGAUGAAGACGUCAUCAAGGUGUCCGACCGCUGCGACUUCGUGUUUGUCAACGGGAAGGAAAUGAAGGGCAAGGUGGGCGUGGUCGUGAACUUCAGCUACCAGCACCUCAGCCGCCCCCUGGAGAUGACGGUGUGGGCCCCACGGCUCCCGCUGCAGAUCGAGGUCACGGACGCCGAGCUGAACCAGGUCAAGGGCUGGAGAGUCCCCAUCGUCCCCAACAAGAGGCCAGCUCGGGACAGCGAGGAAGAGGACGAGGACGAGCGGCGGGGACGGGGCUGUGCCCUCCAGUACCAGCACGCCAUGGUGCGUGUGUUGACACAGUUUGUGGCUGAGGCAGCCGACGGCGGGGGCCACCUGGCCCACCUGCUGGGCUCAGACUGGCAGGUGGACAUCACGGAGCUGGUGACAGACUUCAUGCAGGUGGCUGAGCCCCGGAUCGUCCGCCUGCACGGGGGCCAGGUGCUGGCUGGCCAGGAGCUCGGGAUGACCACCAUUCAGAUCCUGUCGCCUCUGUCGGAUGCCAUCUUGGCUGAAAAGACCAUCACUGUGCUGGAAGAGAAAGUGACAAUCACAGACCUUGGGGUCCAGCUGGUGACAGGGCUGUCACUCUCCUUGCAGCUCAGCCCAGGGAGCAACAGAGCCAUCUUCGCCACAGCAGUGGCUCAGGAGCUUUUACAGAGGCCCAAACAGGAAGCAGCCAUCAGUUGCUGGGUCCAGUUCAGUGACGGCUCUGUCACGCCCUUGGACAUUUACGACGGGAAAGACUUCUCCUUGACGGCCACCUCCUUGGAUGAGAAGGUGGUCUCCAUCCAUCAGGACCCCAAAUUCAAGUGGCCUCUAAUCGCUGCUGAAAGCGAAGGACAGGGUGCUUUGGUGAAGGUGGAAAUGGUCAUCAGUGAAUCGUGCCAGAAAUCCAAGCGGAAGAGCGUGCUAGCCGUGGGGACAGCCAACAUCAAAGUGAAGUUUGGCCAACACGAUGCCAACCCCAACACCAGUGACAGCAGACACAUGGGCACAGGAGCCCACCUGGAAAACAGCGUCCGUGACCGAAGACCUAAGAAGCCCCUGCAAGAGUGGCGGAGUCAAGAGGGACAGUUCUACAGCAGCUCUUCCACGGGCCUCACGGAAGGAAGAGGGUCCACCACAGAGAGGUCAACCUUCCAGAACAACAACGGCCGGGAAAGACUCUUAGAUGAUGGCAGCCGCCUGGAUACCUUCCCAGCGCAGGCGGACGUCCCCCGAAGCCAUGGGGAGGCGGACGAGGAUGACCCCGCCCAGGCAGCCAAAGGCCUGAGCGACCUGGAGGUCGGCAUGUACGCCCUGCUGGGCGUCUUCUGCCUGGCCAUCCUGGUGUUCCUCAUCAACUGUGUGACCUUUGCGUUGAAGUACAGGCAUAAGCAGGUGCCCUUGGAAGAGCAGGAAGGUCUGAGUCACUCCCACGAUUGGGUUGGGCUGACCCACCGGGCAGAACUGUUGGAGAAUCACGUGAACUUGGUGUCGUCUCAGGAUGAGCAAAUCACCGCCGUGGACAGAGGCCUGGACUUCGAAGAGAGUAAGCGUCUCCUGCACACCAACUCCCCAAAGAGCAUCAAUGGGCCGCUGUUCCGAUCUCCGGGACUUGCAGUCGUGGACGGGAAAGGUCAGAAGAGCGAGCCACCAACGUCCCCUACCUCAAAAAGGAAAAGAGUGAAAUUCACCACCUUCACCACCGUCUCACCGGAUGACGGGUGCCCCGCCGUGCAUUCUAUAGUGACCGGCGGUGAGGAAAACGCAAGCUGGGACCUGGACCCUGGGGAACGCAGAGAGCGACACAGCUACCUGGAGGGGUUACAUGAAGGUGUGUAAGCAGGACAUUCGCAGGCAGUGCUUCCCACUCACCUUUCGGCCUUUAAUUUGGGGAUGUGUGGCAAUGGGGGAGGGGACAGGACAAGAUUUGGAGAGCCCCAGAGAACGCCCCUGGCUCAGUGGGGAGGCCCGAGUCGGACCCAUGCACUCAUUCCAGCUUACAGUGUCUGGUCAAUGUUAAGAGGUUUGUCCUGUGUGGCGAGAUGUUUAGAACUUGGAAGAAAAAUGGGUUCUGCAUCCCUGGGCUUCUGAGAGCUUCCAACAAAGAGCAGUCCCUCUCUUUCUUUAAGCAACACGAUUUGGGUGUUGUGAAGUCCACAUGGUUCCAGUAUUGAAUACUGCAGACUAUGGAAGAAAAGUGAAGGGGAUCGAUGGGGGACGUGUGUCCUUGGAACUGGAGCAGGUCGUCUUGCUGAGAGCGCCACCAGAGGCAGCGUGAUUGUUCCCUAUCAUCGCCUGGGUGCUGGGUCAGAGCAGGCCCGGCUACUACAGCCCAGGCAGCUGCUCAGAAGGACGUAAAGGGAGCACGUGGAGACAUGGGCCACACGUACCUUUGUAACUGGAUGCCAAGAACAGACAAACAAACAGAAGCCCUCGUAGCGGUUCAGGGCAGGCCUCGGUGGAAACCAGGGGUGUGGGCCCAGAAUCUCAAUCAGGUUCAAAGCAGUGGGCUUUUUUUAGCAAGUUCACUAUGUUGAAAUCUGUACUCCCUACUGCGUCACCACCCUUCCACAGUCACUGGUCCUUGGGGGGUAGUGGGGGCAGUUUCCAGCGUUCACAAAGUCUUUGUGUCAGCUGCUAGGUGACGGCCAUAGAGAAGCCCCACCAGGCGCCCUUCACACGUCCUUGGAAGAGGCUGGUCUUUGAGGGUAAAGAGGAGUCAUGAGGAAUUCAACACUGACAGACGCAGGGCCGUGCUUCUCUAGAAAGAAGACGGCCAUUUGGCGGUGGGUCUGGCGACAGUCACGUUGGGUCUCCCAUCCAGGGCUAUUGACACAAAGGUGUGUCGUGUGCAGGGUAAGCAGAAUCGGGGCUCUGGGUGUGUAAGGGUGGGUGUGGCACAACGUAAGGCCCCCACCUUGGAGAGAGGGACGGACCCGACGCACCAACGGAUGGCGGUUCUAUGCAAGCGUUUGGUUCUGGGCAGUCCUGAAAGGUUAACGCGGCUUGAACUCAGGAUGGCCCGUGAAUGUUCUCAAAUCCCUCGGAGGCAAAGCCCAGAAACAUGGAGGUGGAGGAAGAGGUGAGCAGAGUCACGCGUGGCCCGAGGCAGAGACCAUGCCAGCCAGACCCUGAGAGACACAACUGAGGCCAGAGCUGCGAGAGGCACGGCUGUGGAAUCAGGAUCUCUCUCUCUCUCUCUCUCUCUCUCUCUCUCUCUCUCUCUCUCUCUCUCUGUCUGGGUUUUCCCCUGUGUCACUUUCUGUCUCUCUCUCCUCUAAUUCUCUCUUUCUCUGGGUGUCCGUGUCUCUCCGUGUGUGUCUCCCUCCCUUUUCUCUCUCUGACUCUACAUAAGCCUAUGAUUCAAUCCCCCUUAACAACGUGGACAGCUUACCCUCCCGCCCUCAGCACGCUCCCCUCCAGCUGAGGCAUUUCCCACUUGCCGGGGAUAUCUGUCGCCCUGUGCCCAGGUUUACUGACCCCGUCGGCUCGGGUGAUGAGACUCACCCUCCCUGAUGACACGCCUGUGCUUGCAGCGGCCUCCCUACUUCCCACUCGAGCCCACGAGCGGUCUGUUCCGUCCCACAGCCGCUGGACCCCUCAGUCUCUGUGCGAGCAGAAGGUACUGCAGAUCAUAAGGAUGUAAUCUGUAUUUAUAAACCUCCCGACUGUAAAUAUAAAGUUUGCCUUCAGCGUGUUUAUGGCCAUCCUUCGUCUUUCCACACGCUGACCCCCUUCUGAGGGGCUGGCGUCAACUGCAAAUGGCUCUGCAAACGCUGUGGCUUUGGGUAAAUGAACACACAGAUGUAAGGAUCCCAGCGCUAUCCAAUUACACCCUUACAUCGUGUAACGCCGCUCUCUACUCUGAGACGAUGUUGACACAUGAUGACAAAGUGCAUUGUGCAGUAAGUGUCCCUCCUUCAGGACCUGAAAGGAUUUGCAAAUAAAUCAACAUGCAAUUCUGCACUAAAAGCCCGCUGAUGGAUGGCAGCAAGCGAGAACUGCGGCAGGCGCGCGUAGAUCCCAGCCUCCUUUCCGGCUGGAGCGAGGAAACCACCCUGGCCUUGCCUUGGAUCUCACACGUCCUACAUUCAGAUGUCAACCUCCUGAGGCGUGUGUGUGCCUGUGGUAACUGGGCCGCGUUAAACACAGGCUGACCUUCAGAGUCCUCUAAAAAUCCAAUGCAGCACCGAGACGAUUCCACAGAAAAAGCGAGUUGCAUGAAAUCGUGGGUGCAUGCAAACGCCGUCAGGUGAAGGGUCGUUCAUCUAUUCGACUGGCAUUUAUUGAGCACCUACUAUGUGCUAGGAAGUAUUGCAAGCACUGGGAUAGAGCAGUAAAUAUGGUAGGCCCAUGCUUUCUCUCAAACACCUUACAUCUCGUAGGGAGUGGGCGAGAUGAGAGAAACAACGAACAAUUUUCAUACCAUCGUAAGUUUUAUAAAGGACACAGGUUACAGAACAGGCACAGAGUCAGUCAACAUUUAGCGCGGUGCCCAUUUUACCUAAAACAAUCUAGAUUUCUGUCUUCUCUUGAAAAUUCAGCUGGAUGCCCACACUUGGCCCCACCUGGGCAUGGUGGGUUUGCUGUGGCCACGUCCAGGCAGGACGCGAGCUCCCCACGUAGCCACAGACCCCCACACCCAGAUUGUUUCCGACAGAAUGCAAGUGUCACUUACCGUCUAUCUACCCCAUCUCUUAUAACAGGGAAAUAAUUUGCCCUUGUCAUGUUUCUCCCCCAAAGUGCGGGAAACAGAUACACACGGAGGGAGCUGUGUGUUCUCCAGACAAUGAGGAACAAGUGUAUUGCUUUAUGGAAGAGGAACUAUCCCUGUGUGUCUCCUGGGAAAAUACAGAACGUCGUUGUCUGAGAAACGCAGCCUAGAGCGCCACGACCUCACAACCCUUCCUGCGAUCUGUGUGCCCAGAACUGGAGAAAGAAAUGACAAGAGAGUCUUAAGGAACUGACGUUGCAACAGGGUGUCUUUUGAAUAUGAUU